Messenger RNA from Iphiclides podalirius (scarce swallowtail), 1656 nucleotides. NCBI's taxonomy places the organism in Eukaryota, Metazoa, Arthropoda, Insecta, Lepidoptera, Papilionidae. The record is from the annotation of a GenBank genome assembly.
AUGGGCGCCGAGGCGGGCGGGGACGUCCCUCGGCCGGCCGCAAGCCCCGCGAAACAAAGGGCUGACGUGAUGGCACCGCUGCGGCUUGGACGACGGCUCACCGACUUUGCCACAUCAAACACAUUUAUGGUGCUGCUGUCGCUCGUGCUGCUGUCGUGGCGGAGCGGCGCGGCGGCGCUCGCCAACUGCCCCAGCGGCUGCAACUGCAACGACGACACGCUGGUCGUCGUGUGCGAGGAGAGCCGGCUCGACGUCCUCCCUAUCGCGCUCAACCCCUCCAUCCAGCGGCUGAUCAUACGCAACAACAAAAUCAAGACCAUCGACAGCUCGAUGCAGUUCUACGCGGAGCUACAACACCUCGACCUGUCGCACAACCACCUCGUCAACAUACCGACGAAGAGCUUCGCGUACCAGCGAAAGCUGCAAGAGCUGCAUUUGAACAAUAACAAGAUAUCGUCGGUGACGAACACAACAUUCCAAGGCCUCAACUCCCUCACAGUGCUCAACCUCAAAAGGAACUUCUUGGAGGAGCUCACGAACGGUGUUUUCACUGCGCUACCGCGGUUAGAGGAACUCAACUUGGGCCAGAACAGAAUAUCAAGGAUCGAAUCGAGGGCGUUCACUGGGCUCUCCGCUUUAAGGAUAUUAUACUUGGACGACAACCAGUUGAGUUCAGUACCGACGGCGUCUUUUAGCCUUUUGGGCAGUCUCGCCGAGUUGCACGUGGGCCUGAAUGCGUUCUCAUAUCUGCCAGACGACGCAUUCGCCGGUCUGAACAGGUUGACCGUUUUGGAUUUGAACGGGGCUGGACUCUCGAACAUUAGUGAGAACGCAUUCAGGGGUCUCCCGGGAUUAAGGAGUCUUAAUCUCCUAGGGAACAGAUUAAAUAUAGUGCCCACGGAACAGUUAUCCGGCCUGACAAGGUUAGAGGAACUGUACAUAGGCCAAAACGACUUUAUCGAAUUAGAGAGCCACUCAUUCAAGGGCUUGAAGAACUUGAAGUUCUUGGAUAUCACUGGCGCGACGCAAUUAGAGCGAGUCGUUAAGGGAGCUUUUGAAGAUAACGUAAAUUUAGAAACAAUCAUAAUAGCUAAUAACAAAAGAUUGUCUGUUAUUGACGAUUGUACGCUUUUAGGUCUUCCAAAAUUGAAGCACGUUUCCCUAAGGGAUAACGCUAUUGUAACGCUCAGCGAAACGGUCUUUAUCGGAAAGGAAUUAAGACAGCUUGAUCUUAACGACAACCCUAUCUUCUGCGAUUGCCAACUGCGGUGGCUGCAGGAGCUUCUUAACGACAAGAGCAACUUCACUCAAAUCCAAUGCGCCAGCCCUGACCACCUGAAGGACAAGUACUUGAAGACGCUCAGUGCCGACGACUUGGGCUGCAUUCUACACGACACACGGCAACAGACAAUCAUUUGCGUUGUCGUAGUCGCGUGCGUUGCUACGAUAGCGACAUUGGUGCUAAUAUUCUAUCGGUACCGCAAGAGCAUGCAGGAGAAACUGAAGGACUACAAGUGGAACAAGGGGCGCAAGAACCUGGAGUACCACAAGCCGAUCUCGACGGAGGAGGACUGCAUAGUGCGCGGCAUCCACCCCUCGCAGUACCCGGCGCCCCCCCACGUCCCCGGCCUGAGGCCGAUACCGGUGACGGAGCUG